AUGUACUGGCCUCAUGGCGUCCCCCGGGUCUAUGCGGUCAAUGGCCCGGAUAUCGCCUAUGUGUCCUCAGAUGACCAGCAUCCGCACCCCCACUCCGAAGAUCGCAAUUCAAUAGACAAGGAUGGCGAGGAAGAUACAGCUUCUGAGAAAAAUGAGCAUCAUGAGCCGGAGCCCAAACCUUCAGCCGAAGCGGAGGCACCGAAAUGGGAAGAUGAGGCCAUCAAGGGCUUCUGCGUAUCUCGCACGGGACAUAUGCUGGCUACAAUGACUGAUUCUUCGAUCGCUUUGUGGCAGACCAGGCCCACGGCAGUCGUCGCAGCCAUAGCUCGGUCCCCAUAUUCGUUGAAGACAUACGGUUCAAAUGUUGCACUGCUUAUGCACCCAGAUUCGACAAUAUUGGUCGUGCAAACCCUCCAUGGAUAUCUUCUCACAUACUCGGUGGCAUCAGACCCGACAACUCGCGUCUACCAGCAGCGCUUUGAUCAUUCCACGCAGCCACGGCGACACCAGCUAGCGCAGUUCGCAGCUGUCGAAGAUGCUAAUUUUGUUGGGGAUAUAAGCAUCAGAUUUCGCAUGGCAAUCAAGAUCGAGUCUGGAAUUCUCAAGGCAUUGGCUUUGGACCAAGAACUUGUGGUUGCGACUCUGAAACCGCCAGCCAUACAGUGUAUCCGAUGGACCCCCGAGGCAGGUGGAACGCAAACCACAUCCGAGCUUUUGUCCCGCAUAUUAGGCACGCCCAAGAAGGUCUCGGUGGUUGACAUGGUUUAUGAUCGUGCCAUAAAUCUUUUGAUAUGGCUCACCAGCAGUGGACAGGCGUACGCGGUACAGCGAGUUCCAGGGGUGCAACAAACCCCGGAAGAAUCUCAGAAACUCUUCCGAGGACAUUGUUUCCAUGACCCGCAAUAUGACGGCGAGAAGGCCGUCAAGGUGGUAGUUAACGCGCGAUUCUCGCUGUUGACUGUGAGUUGUGCCAAUGGCGAAAUCCUGGUUUACACGGCGAAGGAUUACACGGGCAACGUGCCUCUAUCUCAGAAACUACAACUCCCUGCAACACCCACUACAACUGGAAACUUGACUUUUAUGAACUAUUCGCCGGACGGAUAUUGUCUAUUUGCAGGCUACGAGCGUGGUUGGACAACAUGGAGUGUCUUUGGAAAACCCGGAGGGAACAGUUUCUCUGUGGAUCUUGCUUUGGCAGAAGAAAAUGCCGAGGGUUGGUUGACGGGCGUUUCGAACGGCUGCUGGAUCGGCGGAGGAUCCGACAUUAUUCUGUCCGGACAGAAUGAUCGGCGUCUCUGGAUUUUGGAAACGGCCCGCAGCGCAUUGACUGGCUGUUUUUCGUCGGCGAAUUUGGCGCGAGGCUUGUUGCAGACCGGGACUGAAUUCAUCCUCUAUCGAGGGCACGAUCUCCCGGACCUGAUGACCAUCUCGGGUAAGGAUUCGCUGUGGCAUCAUGCUCAGUAUCCUCCCGCAUACCUCCAUUCACAGUGGCCGAUCCGGUCCUGCGUCGUGUCUCAAGAUGGACGGUAUGUCGCAAUUGCAGGCCGGCGGGGUCUUGCCCAUUACAGUGUGAACAGUGGUCGAUGGAAAGUCUUUGAGGACUCGAAGACCGAGAAUUCAUUCGCUGUCCGCGGUGGGAUGUGCUGGUACGGACAUAUUUUGAUUGCUGCCGUUGAGAGCGACGGGUCAUAUGAGCUGCGCCUUUACUCGCGUGAGGAUUAUCUCAAUAGCAGUUCUGUCAUGCACAUCGAAUAUCUACCAUCACCGGUGGUGUUCAUCGGUCCUUCUGGAGAAGACUCUCUGCUGGUCUAUACCUACGACAACGUUCUAUAUCACUAUAUCAUCAACUCGAUGCAGCCUCAGAUUACACUUGUUCCUGUCGGCCAGAUUGCCUUCAAUGGAAUUGUUCGGGCACCGACCCGGGUGCGGGCGAUCAGCUGGGUUUUGCCCGAGGAUCAGAUGCGAAGCGGUGAUCCCUCGCAAGACGUGAAAGUCGCCUCUGUUCUGCUUCUUGUCGAUGGAAAUCUGGUCCUGUUGCAGCCGACAGUAUCCGAUAUGGGCGCAUUGAAGUAUGAUAUGCGUGUCAUCUCUCAUGAUGUCGAAUAUUAUAUUUUGAUGCGCGACCAGCUUUCCUUCAACUUUGGUCCUCAAAUUGAUGAAUCUCGCCCAGUCAGCCCUUCAGCGGAAACGGCAUUAGGAGGGUCUCACAGCAGCCUCUCGUUGAGGGAUUCUCUUUGGAUGUUCCGUGGUCAAGAUUUACUAGCGUGGAAUGAUGUUCAGGAUGUUCUCCAGCAGGAGAUGGUGCCGGCACCGCUCAACAUUCCUUUGGACUUCUAUCCACUGUCCGUGCUGCUGAACAAGGGUAUCGUGCUGGGCGUCGAGUCGGAAAUGAUGCAACGGAGAGAUGUGAACUUCACUGCCAUGAAAUUCGCCAUCCGAACACAUCUUUUCCUGCCAUAUUUCCUUCAGUACAGCUUGAUGAACAACGGAACCUCGGCUGCGAUGUCUCUGUGCCGACAUUUCUCGCAUCUGUCAUAUUUUGCCCAUGGUUUGGAGGUCCUUCUCCAUCACGUCCUGGACGACGAAGUGGACAAUGAGAGCCUAGCCAACAAGACCAACGAGCACAUUUCAAGAGAGGGGCCGCUUCUUCCGACCGUCAUCACUUUUCUCCAGGCAUCGCUUCCGAUCAGAGAGUAUCUCGACAUCGUGGUGCAGUGCACCCGCAAGACAGAACUCCGGUCUUGGCGCACACUCUUCACCUACCUUCCCCCACCCAAGGACCUAUUCGAACAGGCUCUGAAACUCGAUUCGCUCAAGACGGCAGUGGGGUACCUCCUCGUGUUGCAAGCUUUCGAAGACGAGGAGCACCACAAUGACGGGCGCAUCGAGGAAUACGUGGUGCGCUUGAUUGGCUUGGCCUCGCAGAAGGGCGACUGGGAACUCUGUGCGGAGCUGGCCCGCUUCCUCAUUGCCCUCGAUGCCUCGGGCGAGAUGCUGCAGCGCGCAGUUGCCCGUGUGGGCUUGCGAUCGCGGUCUCCUGUCAACGGUGGCCAACCCGGCUCCGCAACACGAUCCGGGUCCGCCGGGGUGAAGGGUCUUGGGCUGAGUCUGCCCACCCGGUCCCCGUCCUGGUCAUCUAUGUCUCAGACGUCUUCCGUCUCGCAGCAUUUGAAUGGGCAUGAUGGCGACGUAUCAGACGAGUAUCCUUAUUCAGUAGACAGCCACGAUGGUUGA
Penicillium alfredii is the source of this 3234-nucleotide messenger RNA. Its product is annotated as RIC1 family protein. The transcript is spliced from 5 exons. The record is from RefSeq and is a predicted model, not a curated record. The coding region runs from base 1 to 3234 and encodes 1077 amino acids. Gene Ontology annotation, biological process: retrograde transport, endosome to Golgi; intracellular protein transport. Lineage: Eukaryota; Fungi; Ascomycota; Eurotiomycetes; Eurotiales; Aspergillaceae. Gene Ontology annotation, cellular component: Ric1-Rgp1 guanyl-nucleotide exchange factor complex; cytosol; Golgi membrane.